UGUAUAUACGCUUGGAAACUAGGCACAUGCACACACAUGGAACUAGAUUUGUGACAGUGAGGCGAACUGUGUGUUUGUGUUCCAACGACAUAAUGUAGGCAGCUUCGUGGAUUUUUAGCAGUUAAGUUACACUUAAUGCAUCUUUUCUAUACUGUCACUCUUAUUAGACUUGAAUACAGUUUCAGUUGCUAUCUCGCUGCAGAAAAACAAUCCUUUUCUCACACGAGUCGGAAUUGCUUUUAUUCCUUCUCUCCUCUUUUAUACUUUCUCUCUUUUCCUUAUUCCUUGCUCUCUUCUUUGUUGUUCUUUAAAAAAGUGACGUUGUUUCAACAAGGGAUUACAUUACAGCCAGCUGAUUUUCGGUGUUAUUUCUUUUAAUGUCGGAUCUUUAAACAGUUGUAAAUAAAACUGGAAACAUACAGGUGGCUAAGGUAUUUCAAAGAGAAAACAUUCUGAUGUGACACUAAUUGAUAUUCCACGAUAUUAUACUGCUUCGCGAGAGCCAAAACAGAUUUGAUUAGUUACGCACACACGUAUAUAGAAACACGUGAAUACACAUAGAUAAGUGUGUGUGUGUAUAUAUAUAUAUAUAUAUAUAUAUAUAUAUAUAUAUAUAUAUAUAUUUAUUUAUAUUUAUACCUGUUUUCAUAAAUCUUCUGUUUAGCGCCAGUAGUUCUUCAGCCAAGCGCAAAGAAAAGAAGAACAGAACACAACUCACCGGGAAAAUACAUAAGCUACAUUAUAUAUAGAUAUUUUUCAAACGGAAAAGAAAAAAAAAGGUAAAAAUAAGAAAACUCAUACAAUUUGAUAAGCUUCCAUUCAUUUGCAGUAUGGGGAAGCGAGGCAGUAAACUGUGUUCUACUGAAAUGAAGGAAUUGGUAGCUUCUACUUAUUUUAGUAAAAAGGAAUUAAAACAAUGGUAUAGGGAUUUCAUGAAAGAUUGCCCAAGUGGAGUUUUGAAGAAAGAGGAAUUCCAGGCAAUCUACCAACAGUUUUUCCCUCAUGGAGACCCCAGCAGAUUUGCUAGUUUUGUUUUUAAUGUCUUUGAUGAUAACAAGGAUGGAUUUAUUACUUUCAAUGAGUUCAUUCGAGCUCUCUCCAUCACUUCCCGAGGAUCCUUGGACGAAAAACUUGACUGGGCUUUCAACUUGUAUGAUCUUGACAACGAUGGAUAUAUCACCAAAAAGGAGAUGGUUGAUAUUGUAGGUGCUAUUUAUAAUAUGGUGGGUAACUUAAUGGAUUUACCGGAAGAUGAAGAUACUCCAGAAAAAAGAGUUGAGAAAAUAUUUGCCCAAAUGGAUUUGAACAAUGAUGGCAAGUUGACAAAAGAUGAAUUUCGAGAAGGUUCCAAAUGUGACUCAUGGAUAGUCCAAGCAUUGUCAAUGGAUAUGCCUCACAGAUAAUGCCACUGAUGUAUAUCAUAUAGUGGACAGUAUUAUUUCCAUAAUUGAUGGGUUUUUUCAUAAUGUCUGAAGAACAGCACCAUCUUAAUCCAAUAACUGUACAAGGAAACAAUAAUGAUGCCUCUAUGUUUUGGGCUUAACACUCUUCAUUGUAUAAUAAUUGUUUCUAACACUCUUCAUUGUAUGAUAAGAAAAUAACUUUGUUCUUAACAUUCCAUUUUACUGUAUAUAACCAUCAUAAGCUCUUCAUCAUACCUAACAAAGUAACAAUAUUUUUCUCAGUGAAAGUUAGAAAUUAAAGAAAUAAUAAUAAUAAUUAUUAUUAUUAUUAUUAGGACAGUGCCUGGCCAAAGCAGUAGAGUGCCAUACUAAAUACCCUAGGGUAUUUGUUUUUUGUCCACUUACACUGUCAUUUCAUAUCCAGCCAGGAUCAACUUUGCCUUUUAUUCCUCUGAGAUUAAUAAAACAUACACCAAUCAUAUACUUGGGGAAUCCAAUUAACUAGACCCUUUCCCUAUACAUUUGUGGCCUGAUGUCAAUGUAAGAUACCAUUAUUAUUAUUAAAUUAUUAUUAAUAUUAUAUUAAUUAUGUAUUUGGAUUAAUUCAAUCCACCAUAACUCUCCCAAAAGUUUUUGGCUUUAUACCAAACUAAUAAAUUAUUAUUGUUAUUAACAUCUGCUCAAUUAUCUCAUAUUUUCAAAAUCCAAAAUCUAAAAUUUAUUU
Messenger RNA from Octopus sinensis (East Asian common octopus), 2127 nucleotides. Its product is annotated as neuronal calcium sensor 1-like. Gene Ontology annotation, molecular function: calcium ion binding. NCBI's taxonomy places the organism in Eukaryota, Metazoa, Mollusca, Cephalopoda, Octopoda, Octopodidae. The transcript is spliced from 7 exons. The coding region runs from base 831 to 1403 and encodes 190 amino acids. The record is from RefSeq and is a predicted model, not a curated record.